Messenger RNA from Prunus persica (peach), 2241 nucleotides. RefSeq names its product ankyrin repeat-containing protein At5g02620. NCBI's taxonomy places the organism in Eukaryota, Viridiplantae, Streptophyta, Magnoliopsida, Rosales, Rosaceae. Gene Ontology annotation, molecular function: protein phosphatase 1 binding; protein phosphatase regulator activity. The coding region runs from base 316 to 2196 and encodes 626 amino acids. Gene Ontology annotation, cellular component: plasma membrane. The record is from RefSeq and is a predicted model, not a curated record. The transcript has 3 exons.
GGCUUUUACUAGCUUUUGCAUGGCUUGUAUUGCUUGGUCGUUUUUGCUGGAUUUGUGCGGCUGCGUUUGCUUGGUUGCACUCAUCUCAUCUGCUAAUCAAUUAAACGUCUUUCAUCCACUCACGUCAUCUUCUGAUUAAUAUCCCAACAUCCACUCAAAAAGGGCCGUUGGUUUAGAGUUUCCGGUACUUCCGAUACUUCCAACGGCCCCAAAAUGGAUCAUUCGACUGAUCAGACUUAGAGUAGUACUACAUUAGCAUCGGCCAAUGCCGUUGACCAGGAAGCUGCAGCAGACAACACAGUUUUAAUCAGGGGCAUGGAUCUUGAUGUUUUCAACGCUGCAAAAGAAGGCAAAAUUGAUGUCCUCAAGGGGAGACACGAUCUUGACCAAACAUUGACUUCAACCAAGAACACAGUCCUCCAUAUUUAUAUAGCUUCUGCAAGCAGCCCAAAUUUCGUCGAACCAGAAGAAAAAGGGCUGAGGCCACCCAGCGUUGUGGAUAAAAUCCUUCAAAAGUGUCCAGCACUGCUAUCGCAAAAGAACGAGAGUGGCGAUACUGCCUUACACAUUGCGGCCAGACAUGGGCGUGUUGAUAUAGUUGAACUUCUUAUCGACAUUGCAAAAGCUGGUCGUCGUGAAGACCUUGAGAAUGGGCCCUCAUCAUCAGCAGUAGAAGCCUGGCAGUGGCAGAUGCUCAUAAGGGAAACCAAUAAGGAGAAGGACACAGCCUUGCACUUUGCAGUGCGAUUUAAUCACUUUCGUGUGGUGAAGAUAUUGACCGAAGAAGACCCUGACUUUUCCUACUCUGCUAAUGAUGCUGGGGAGACUCCUCUUUAUUUGGCUGCCGAGAGGAGAUACAAAGCUUUGUUCUACGAAAUACUUAGUACUUGCACGGAUCCAAAUUACCAAGGCCCCAAUGAAAGAACGGCUUUGCAUGCUGCUGUCAUUUACGGUGAUGAAGAAAUGACCUUAGAAAUACUAGAGAAGAAAAAGGAUUUGGCGAUAGCAGCAGACGAACAAGGGUGGACCCCACUUCACUACGCUGCACUCUCUGGUUGUACUUCAAUUGUAAAACAACUUCUGCAAGCUGAUAGAUCCUCUGCCUACAUUGUUGACAAAGCUGAUAAGAAGACCGCUCUUCACAUCGCAGCCUCCAGAGGCCAUAUAGGUGUAGUGAAAGACCUUAUUUCUCAUUGUCCUGAUUGUUGUGAACUGGUCGACCAAAGACGUCGAAAUGCUCUUCACUAUGCUUUGGAGAAACAUCAAUCACGAAUCACGACUUUUGUUCUAAAGGAUUCAUGGCUUAGCAACAUCCUCCUAAAUGCCAAGGACGUUGACGGCAACACACCCCUCCAUCUACUCGAUGUUUCUCUCUUCGGGACUCGUUUCAUUGGUGAUGUUAGAGUUGAUAAGAUGGCAUUCAAUAAGGAAAACAUGAACGCUCUUGAUGUCAUUAUAGCAGAUGAUUCAAGAAAUGAGAUAUAUCUGGAACAAGCUUUGAAAAAGAAUGGUGCAGAAUCAGGCCAUCGAAUUCUAAGCAAAAGUUAUGGUGGCCAUCGGAAAUUGAAGGAAAACAAAGGUCGUGAAUACACUGAUAAAACGAACAAUGUCAGGGAAGCCCAUCUGGUAGUUGCUGCCCUCAUAGCAACUGUAACAUUCGCAGCAGGUUUCACCAUCCCUGGUGGUUACCAAAGUGAGAAAGGACCAGAGCAGGGUUUUGCAGUUCUAUCAAAAAAUGCAGCUUUCAAGGCCUUUGUUAUAACAAACACACUCGCCUUGUGUAUAUCCAGUUUCUCUGUCUUGAUGCACCUUUAUGUAUCGAUGCACACAAAGCGAAAGGGGAUUUCUACAGCGUUUGACGAGGUGUUGUAUAUCACUAUGUCGGCUUUAAUUUUGAUGGUGGUUGCAUUCAUUUCAGGGACAUAUGCAGUAUUAUGUCAUUCCCCGGGACUUGCCAUUACGGCUUGUGCGAUUGGCUGCUUUUUCUUCCUUAUCUUGACUCAUGCCAUACUUCUUGAAAUUUCCCCUCCCUAUCAACGGCUUGGACAAUUCAUAGGAGAGGCAUCAUUAUGGAUGACGAGGAUGUGGAUAACAUUCCUGUCACUUUGGCAUUUUUCAUUUACUGAUAACUUUUGUCACAAAACGUUUGAUUCUUUACGUUUACGUGUUAAUAAUUGGAGGGGAAGACUCUCAUAAACGUUUGAUUCUUUGUUGUGUUAUGUUACAUAAUGUUUGUUACUA